Molecule: messenger RNA, 3015 nt
Organism: Thalassophryne amazonica
Lineage: Eukaryota; Metazoa; Chordata; Actinopteri; Batrachoidiformes; Batrachoididae
Product: interleukin-1 receptor accessory protein-like 1
Exons: 11
Coding region: 28-2175 (715 amino acids)
Biological process (GO): signal transduction; negative regulation of exocytosis
Molecular function (GO): interleukin-1 receptor activity
Source: RefSeq, a predicted model, not a curated record
ACGGGUAAAAAAAAAUAAAACAUAAAAAUGAAAGCCUCCAUUCCUCUUCUGAUCCUGCUUCAUGCCGUCGUGGUCCAGUGCCUGAAAAUGGUGUCAAAGAGAGGCUCAGUGGAAGGCUGCACAGAUUGGUCGGUGGACUACCUGAAAUACAAAGUGCUUCUGGGGGAACCUGUGCGGAUCAAGUGUGCUUUAUUCUAUGGAUAUAUCCGAGCCAAUUACACCCAUGCACAAAGCGCCGGACUCAGUCUCAUGUGGUACAAAAGUGCAGGACAUGGGGAUUUUGAGGAGCCCAUCAGUUUUGAUGGCAUGAGGAUGAGCAAGGAGGAGGAUGCCAUAUGGUUUCGACCAGCAGAAUUGGACGACGUGGGGUACUAUUCCUGUGUGUUAAGGAACUCCACAUACUGCAUGAAAGUGUCCAUGUCUCUGACUGUAGCGGAGAAUGAUACGGACCUCUGCUACAACUCGAAAAUGAGGUUCUUUGAGAAGGCGGAGCUAAGCAAAAGCAAAGACAUCACCUGCCCAGGCAUUGAUGAUUACAUCCAGCCGGGAGUGGAGCCAGAGGUUUUUUGGUAUAAGGAGUGCAAGCCGAAGCAGUGGAGACAAACCAUAGAAAGGAGGCGGGACACGCUGUCAAUCAAGGAAGUAACAGAAGACGACAUUGGGAAUUACACGUGUGAAUUACAGUUUGGAAACUUUGUGGUGCGGAGGACGACUGAGUUAUCCGUCACAGCUCCCUUGACAGACAAGCCUCCAAAAAUCCUGUUUCCUUCAGAGAACCAAGUGAGCAUCAUAGAGAUGGCAUUAGGUAGUCCUGUCAACCUGACGUGCCGCGCAUUCUUUGGAUACAGUGGAGACGUCAGUCCACUUAUCUACUGGAUGAAGGGGGAGAAGUUCAUCGAGGACCUGGAUGAGGAGAGGGUUCAGGAGAGCGACAUUAAGACAAUCCGCGAGCACCUGGGGGAGCAGGAAGUAUCCAUUUCACUGACUAUUGACUCUCUGGAGGACAGUGACCUGGGAAACUACUCCUGCUACGUGGAGAACGGCAAUGGGCGCCGGCAAGCUAACAUCCAGCUUGCUAAGAAAGCGGAGCUGAUGUACACAGUGGAGCUGGCCGGAGGUCUGGGAGCUAUCCUCAUUUUGCUAAUCUGUCUGGUGACGCUCUACAAGUGCUACAAGAUAGAGCUCAUGCUCUUCUACAGGAACCACUUUGGCAGCGAGGAUAUAGAUGGAGAUAACAAGGACUACGAUGCCUACCUGUCCUAUACCAAAGUGGACCCAGACCACUGGAGCCAGGAGACCAAAGAGGAAGAGCGCUUUGCUCUGGAAAUCCUCCCUGACAUCUUGGAGAAGCAUUAUGGGUAUAAACUCUUCAUUCCAGACAGGGACUUGAUCCCCACAGGAAGUUUCACCAAUGAUCAUUUCCAGGAUGACACAAGACUACUUAGAGCCUACAUCGAGGAUGUAGCGCGCUGUGUGGAUCAGAGCAAGCGGCUCAUCAUUGUCAUGACGCCCAGCUACGUUGUCCGCAGGGGGUGGAGCAUCUUUGAGCUGGAGACGAGGCUGCGCAACAUGCUGGUGACCGGUGAGAUCAAAGUUAUCCUGAUCGAGUGCGCCGAGCUGCGUGGCAUCAUGAACUACCAAGAAGUGGAAGCCCUCAAACACACGAUCAAGAUGCUAACGGUCAUCAAGUGGCGCGGGCCAACCAGCAACAAGCUCAGCUCCAAGUUCUGGAAGCAGCUUCUCUAUGAGAUGCCCUUCAAGCGCAUGGAGCCCCUGAGCAUCUCCCACGAGCAGGUGCUGGAGGUCAGUGAGCAGGGCCCAUUUGGCGAGCUCCAAACCGUCUCGGCCAUCUCCAUGGCGGCAGCCACUUCCACUGCCAUGGCGACAGCACACCCGGACUUGCGCUCGUCAUUCCACAACUCUUGCCACACGCAAAUGAGGCAUAAACACUAUUACCACAGCUACGACUACGACCUGCCGCCCGGCAGCACGCUCCCGCCUCUCUCCUUAGUAGGCAACCAGCACACCUACUGCAACAUCCCCAUGACGCUCAUCAACGGACAGCGACCACAGUCCAAGUCAGCGCGCCAGCAGAGUCUAGAGGAGAGUCACGGCAACAAUGCCAUGUUGCCACUGCUGCCCAGAGAGACCAGCAUUUCCAGCGUCAUCUGGUGACAAGGCGAACGUGUCUGUGGAUCUGUUUGACGUCUGUCACAGGAAAACCUGUUGCUGGCGCCAGUGGACCCAACUAACACUAAACUACUUGCUGCUGUUGAAUUUGCACCCGGAAACAACAGGAAGUGGGCAGAUGGUGGGGAAAAAUGGGGCGCCGUUGGACACAGGAGUGGUGGCAGAUUUACUCUUCUUUUUUUUCUUUUUGUCUAGUAAGAGCUUUUCAUGAACCUAAAGAACUGAAAAAGUGAAAAGUUUUCUGUAUGCCUGUAUAAACACUCACAUAACACAAGCCAACACCGAUGAUAAUUUACCCAGAAGGUCGAGGAAAACAGGGUCCUGUAUAUACGUUUUCUAAUUCUUUGUAGCAUCAGUGUUUGGGACUUCUUUAUGUUUUAUCAUUAGUUGGACCUUUUAUUUCUCAGUUUGUACAAAAGUGAAGUAAUGGCCUGUGAGACAUGUUGAUGACUUUUCUUCCUUGGGGGGGGGGGGGGCGCUGGUGUAGUUCAUGAAGCCUUUGUUUUUCAGGGGGUAAAUGUUGCAACCUUGAGAUGAUGGUUUGGAUCUUCAAGAGUUUAUGUUCUGUUAGCUGAUGUAAGCAUUUAAGUUUUUUUUUUUUUUUUAAAGGACUCAACUAAAAUAUGCAACAUAUGGAGUCCAGAGAGUGUGAAAAGGCUAUUUUAUGAGAAUGCUUUUGGAAAACUCUGUUACAGGGACAAUCUUUCACAAUGACUGAACUGCACACUGCCCCUAAAUCCUCUUUUUCAGCAUUUCUUUCGUUUCAAAGUUGUAAAUGUACAGUUAAAAAUAAAAAGUCCUCCAGUCCAUAUAAUCAUAGGGAGA